UCAUGUUUGGCAGUUACAACAAGUUCAACAACAAGGUCUAUGGGUAAGUCUUCCAUCUAGCACGGUGGACCAGUGAACCUAUCUACUAACUUGGCUAGUAGAAUAAGGAAACUAUCCGCUUCCUAGGCUCUGUAGAACAAGGAAACUAUCCACUUCCUAGGCUAGUAGAACAAGAAAACUAUCCACUUCCUACUUCUUAGGUUAGUGUACCAACGAAGCUAGCCACUUUCUAAACUUGUGGACCAACAAACCUAUCCACUUCCUAGGCUAGUGUAACGAGGCCAUCCACUUUCUAAACUAGUGUACCAACGAACGAAAACGUCCAGGGGUGACUACAAAAUUCUCCGAGGGGACAAAAAUAAUAUGGGGAAAGGAAAAUUUAAAAUUAACCCCGAUAUUGAAAUUUUAAGAAUUAAAAUUGAAAAAACAAUUAUAUUCCUAUUAAAAUUCCUUUUUGGACAAUAACUUGUGUUGAUAAUGUCAUUUGCUGACAAACGGUGUUGUGCAUACUGUAGAAACUAAUUUUUUUUACACAUUUGUAAAGCUAAUACUUAUAUUCCUGUGUACUUCCUUCACGUUUUAGUGAAAGACGCCUCCUGAAUUGUUGAUGAUCACAUUUUGAUAUCUCCACACAGGGAUGCGCUGUUGAUUGGCUUCAUGGAUCUUAUCACGAGUGUCAUCGCUGGCUUCGUUGUCUUCUCGACAUUCGGUGGUAUGGCAAAGGCAAUCGGCAAACCAGUCUCUGAUGUGGCUAAAGGUGGUACGUAUACAGGCAGUGUUUCCUACGUCCCGAUGAUGGUUUGUAUAUUUUGGCUAUUUUACAGAAUGAAAACGAAUGACCCACAUGUGGCAAAAUUGGUGGAUUUCGUUUUAAAAUCAGGCUGGGAAUUUUUUACAUUUUACAGUGGAACAUAAUUAUCUCGACCUCGGUUAAUCGCCAACCCUGUUAGUCGACGUUUUUGAAGUGGAAAUGCCAAAUUCUAACUUUGUCUUAGCAUUUUCUUGUUAUGUUGAUUCUUUAUGUCACCGAACCCUGAUAUCUUGAGCACAAAAGGCGGCCAAAUUUGAAACUUAAAGUCAGUUAUCUCGAUCCCCAUGACCAAUCGCCGGCUUUUGAAAAUAUAUAUACAACAGAAACAUGCUUACUUCAAACUAGUAAUUUAAAUGGAAUGACAAUAUCGUUGUCGGUGCAAUUAACUUGACACAGCGAGAAGCGAGGAGCAAGAGGCUUGCAGACAAAAGACUGAGGUGGCGGUACCUUUUCUAUUAAUAGCAAAACCACUUAUCACAGAGUAGGCUUUCUCGUGUUCUUACACAUCGAUUUUUUUUUUAAAAAAUCUGUAUUUGAAUAAACUGAACUGGCAAAUCAGGGACGAGAAAAAAUAAAAGCUUGCGAAUCCGGAGUUUAAAAAUAUUUAGCCUCACGAAUCCAGAAUUCUGUGUUGUCCGGUAAAAUGGCACCCCACGUAUGCCUUGUGUUGUUAGCAAACAUGUUUUUACAUUUUUAUAACAUACCAAUCGCUUCAUCAAACAAAUCGGGGUAAUGCUGUUUUUUAAAAAAAAAAUUCCAAAAACAUGUUCAUGUACACUCAUUUAUAAACGCACAUCAUGUAAAUAAAGAAAUUUCAAGCACAUAUAUAUUGCCACCAUAUUGGUUUUCGGUUAUCUCGAUCAUUGGUUAUCUGAAUGCUUUUUGGCAAACCCCUAGGUCGGUGACAUAAUCGGGUUCGACUGUAAAUGGUGAAACAAUGCAAACCACCCCACCCCACCCCCUCCACCCCCUGUAAAAAGUGCGGUGGCCUCGAGGCACAUGUGUCCUUUAAUAAGUCCUUGUUAAUUAUUUAGUUACCAUUUACUUCUACUGAUUAAGAGAUUUAGUGUGUGGUGGGGUGUCAAUACUAAUUAUUAAUUUAGUAACUUCAACUUUUGUUAUUGGUGGGUAACUGGAAUAUCUUGUUUUGGUACCUUCACCUAUCUAGGCCUCGGGCCCUUAUGCUUGGAGAAACAAACAAAGUCAUCCAAUCAUUUAUGUGGGUAAACUGCAGUUGCAAAAGCCCAUUCUCUCCCCCCCCCCCCUUCCAACCCAUGGCCUAUUUAAAUCUUUUACUGACCAUUACAGUUUAAUGACGUAUAGCAUCCAAUCAAACUUUUCCAGACUUAAAACAGUAUCCAUGUGUAACAUGUAUUUUCUCACCUUGUUACCCACCGCACCAGGUUAAAGUCUGGCGUUUGUCGUGUACCCUGAGGCCUUGUCCAACCUGCCGCCAUCACAGCUGUGGUCCGUCUUAUUCUUCUUCAUGUUGUUCACACUGGGCCUGGAUUCUGAGGUAAGACAACAUUUGUGAUAACUUCUUAAAUAGAAUCAAACAUUAGUAAUGAAUUAUUUUUCUCCAGUAUUCAUAUUUAGACUUUUUUUGAACGCCAGUAUUUAUAUUUAAGCAAUAAAUUAUGAAACAUUAGAUGUGCAUGCUUUAUUUGUUACUUUAUAACACGCACUGGGGACAGUGGUGGUCAGUGUUCUUCUUUACAUUUAUAGUUUGGAUUUUUAGCAAUGAGCAACCAGUCUCUCAACUCUGACCUGCCAACCUCUCAACUCUGACCUGCCAACCUCUCCACUCUGACCUGCCAGUCUCUCAACUCUGACCUGCCAGUCUCUCAACUCUGACCUGCCAGUCUCUGUCUCUUCUCUUUAACCCCACUGUCUCUAAGACCUUAUCUCCAUUCCUCAGUUUGGCCUGAUGGAGACGGUGCUCACCUGCAUGCAAGACGAGUUCCCUACGACCAGGAAGUACAAAAGUGCCAUUUGUAUAGGUAUGGCCGUGGCGUGUUUCUUUAUGGCCCUCCCAUGCACAUGUCCAGUAAGCAAUCCCAUGUUUCUUUAUAGUUAUUAAGUAAGAACUGUUGUUGCAUACUUAUGGGUGACAUGGCUUCCGUUGGUAAAAUAGAGGUGAGUUUUGGUUUUGAGCGAAAGGUAUAGACAGAAGGCAACUGAGCUGACACAUGCCAGUUAGGUACACGUCAAUACACGUCAAGUUGUAUUGUAGCACUUGACGGUGCUAAGCCCUGGUCAUACAAGACGAGCACAGGGAUGGUCAGACCUAAGGACAGUCAAUAGUCAGUCUACAAUAAAUAUGUACUGCAUUAUCAUCUGUGACACACAGCGAUGUUGAAAAACCAAAAAAUACAAUCCACAAAGUAGAGAUUGGUGGUCAUGUACUGACCACCACUACGUCAAGGUAGUUUGCAACAAAUCAGGACUGAUUAAUAACGCAUCUCAUUCACAAAUGUGCUAGACCUAUGUGCGUGUAUCGUACAAGGUAUUUGUGUGUAUGUGUUUGGGUCAGUUGUCUGUGACACCAUUCAUUUCCCUCCUCCUACGGCGGUGACUACGUUGUGACCAUCAUGGACCACUAUGGAGCUGACUUCUUGGUGCUGUGUCUGUCCUGUAUCGAGGUCAUCUCUGUUAUGUGGGUUUACGGUGAGUGGAUAGUUCUAGAUAAAAUAGUGUAGGUGAGUGGAUAGUUCUAGAUAAAACAUGGUAUCAACCCACCACAAAUCCUUUCCUGGGUUAGAAUAAAUGUGAAUGGGAAUUUGAGAAUAGGUGUAGUGUUUUUUCUUUUUGAAGAAAAAUUACCAUAUUUUUUUUCGUCAAACUUUCUAUUUUAAAAAGUGGGGUUCCCAGCCUGUUAUUUGUAAAUGCCAUAGAAAUUUGUUUGUGAUGGGUUGAAACCGUGAAUGUAAAUGGCUUGUGAAAGAGUUGCUUAAUCUUCUUUAGCUUUUACCCAAAACAUAAAUGGAUCCAGGGCAUUUAAAAUGUUGAGAACCCCCGUAAAUUCGACAAAUUUCUGGAGCAACCUAGGCUACAUGAGCUUGAACAUCCAAUGCUGUCUAUAUUACAACUAUCAUAAUUCCAACAGAAACACCAAGGGAUCACCUAUGUGUUCCCAUAUUGUUUAAUUAGAAGCAGACGCUGCUGGGUACUAUGGGGAUACUUAGAGGUAGAGGGUAAGUGACGCGUUCUUCUCAUAACAAAUGAUUUGUGUGUGUGUGUUUUCUACAGGUUUGUUCAAUUUUUUAAAAGACCUCCAAAUGAUGCUCGGAAGCAAGCCCCGGCGGGGAUGGCCCUACUGGGUGCUUUGUUGGGGGUUGUCAUCACCUCUACUUAUAGGGGUCAGUGCAUACUCUUACUCGUAGGGCGCCGUCAAGCAUAAUCUCUUGUCUAUGUUUAAUCUACUACCCACCCCUUCUGCCACCUCAACUCUCCACAAAAAAAAAAUUAACACAAGCAUAAUUUUUUUACACUAAUUUAUUUGGUACACUUAAAGCAGGGGUGUCAAACUCAAUUGCUCGUCAGGCCAAAACUCAAAUCACAUUUAAGGUUGCGGGUCGAACAGGAUGAACAUUCAAUAAGUGGAAAAUUAAUAUUUUUUUAAAAACAUUUAUAUAAUAAAAAUGAAAACAGAAAAAAAAAUAAUAAAAAAUCAUUGGCAUACCCAUUUUGCCAAUUUGUCAGAGUUCGAUGUUUGGCACAAGUUCGUUUAUCUCGGAAGUAACGGUCUGUGUCUUUGAGAUUCUCAUGAUGGACUCCAAGUGUUCAUCAGUGAGACAAUUCCCGUGUGAUGGUUUGUUCAUCUUCAUCAAAGAAAACAGUUUCUCACACAUAUAUGUGCUACCCAACAUACUCAAGGUUUGAGACGCGUGAAGACCAAGCUGGGGCAUCUCUUCAGGAAUGAAACGAGUUAACUGUGCUGGCCCAACUGUGUCGUAGUUUGCCUUUAGUGUCCCAUUACACUGCAGCUCUAUUAGCUCCAUCUGAAAAUUUACUGGUGCAGUUUUCAUGUCUAUGACAAAUGGGUUACGAAACAGCUCGAAAGUACAUUACUGUGCUUCAAAGUCACUAAAGCGCCGUGUGAACUCGGCGAGAUGUAAGUUAAGUUUUUCAGCAAAGUGUGCAUUGGGAAACACCAUAGCGUUCGACUUGGAUAUAAUUGUACGCUGGUCAAGACGACGGGGGUCUGAUAUAAUUGUACGGUGGGUCGGAUGUGGCCCCCGAGCCUUCAGUUCGACACAUGUGACUUAACGGUACCAACACAUUUUGUGUUUUAUAUUGAAGAGUAGCAAUGGUUGCAGGCGUCGAAGAAAUUCAGAGCAAGCCCAAAACCACAUUUACAACUCCACCCAAGUAAACCAAAAACACAGCAAAAUAACAACAAAACUUAAGCAUCAUUAAAGAAAUGAUGACCUGAUGAGUUUGUGUCUCCUUCCAUUUCAGCUCCUGUUCAUCUAUAGAAUGGUAACUCACAACCCACCCACGUAUGACGACGGCACACCAUA
Lymnaea stagnalis (great pond snail) is the source of this 5334-nucleotide messenger RNA. The record is from the annotation of a GenBank genome assembly. Lineage: Eukaryota; Metazoa; Mollusca; Gastropoda; Lymnaeidae.